AUGCUGCACAACAACUCGCCUUCGCCAGGCUACUCGAGUGGCCGCGCCGACAGUGGCCUCACCGGCUCGUCGCCGCCAAUGCAGUACGCUAAGGUGAAUGGUGUGCACAGCAGUGGCGAGUACGUAGCCACAGACGCACUACCCGAUAGCAUGACAAACCGUGGCCGAUUCUCAUACGCGUCCUCUGCAACGAAUGUUAAUUCGUUCAACAGUCCGCGCAGAAUCCGUCGCAAGAAGGAUCCGACCCCGUUCAACAUCCUGGUGAUUGGGGCCAAGAACAGUGGCAAGACCUCGUUCAUCUCCUUUCUCAAACACUCGCUCUCGCUUCCGCCUGGCAAGCAGCCCCAUGGACAUGAACCGGAUCCGGUACUUUCGAACGCUGCUCAUGCCUCUUCAUUCACCCCAACUUACCUGGAGUCUGAGAUUGAGGGUGAGCGAAUCGGUCUGACUCUCUGGGAUUCCAAAGGAUUGGAGAAGAAUGUGGUGGAUCUGCAAUGCAGGGAGCUGGCCGCGUUCGUGGAGAGCAAGUUUGAAGAGACAUUCGCAGAGGAGCAAAAGGUCAUGCGCACCCCGGGUGUCAAGGAUACCCAUAUCCAUUGCGUCUUCUUGGUGCUGGAUCCUGUCAGGCUCGACAACACGAUUGCUUGUUCCGCAGCUCACCCAAACGGCAGAAAGCCUGCUGCAUCCCUAGACGACGAUCUCGACCUUCAGGUGAUGCGCGCGUUGUGGGGAAAGACGACUGUUGUUCCCGUUAUCGGCAAAGCUGACACCCUCACUACCGGGCAUAUGGCCUUCCUCAAGCGUGCUGUGUGGGACGCUGUCAAGGCUGCAAAGCUUGAUCCUCUGGAAGCGCUGGAGCUGGAGGAUGAUGACUCUGAAGAAGACUCGAGCGGCGAGAUUGAGGACGCUGAAUCGGAGGAUGAUACCUUUGACUCUUCUCUACCUUCCAUGAAGACGCGUUCUGGAAAAUCCCACAAGCGACAGUCUAGUCUCUCGGCGAUGGAAACAGCCGGUGGAGAGCCUCCAUAUCUGCCGAUGUCUGUGUUCUCGCCUGACAUCUACGACCUGCCGCCGUACGCUCCGCAGCUGAAGAAAGGCGACAAGGUCGGUCGACGCUUCCCUUGGGGUUUUGCAGAUCCGUACGAUGCCGCCCACUGCGACUUUGGGCGUCUCCGAGACAGCGUCUUCUCUGAGUGGCGAGUGGAGCUCCGGGAGCUAAGCAGAAGCCGAUGGUAUGAGAAUUGGCGCACAUCCCGGCUGAAGAACCUUCCCGGAACACGACAACGAGUCCAAGGCGGCGUAACGCCUGUCGCCAGUGUGCCGAGAGGCGGUAGAAUUGCCUCCCAGCCACGACAGUCAUCACUGCAGCCAAUUGGCGCUGAAUCUGGAACUGACCGGAAGCCGAGCAGCGUCUCCACGUCACCAUCAGUCGGUAACCUCAGUCCAAGCCCAGUCUUGAGUAAAGUCGGUGCGCGAGAUGUAUCUGGCGCCAGUGCUGCGGGUAGUGUACGUGGAGCUGGAUUCAGGAGCUCGGAAUCGAAUGCUCCGUAG
This is a messenger RNA of Sphaerulina musiva SO2202, 1551 nucleotides long. RefSeq lists its product as uncharacterized. Gene Ontology annotation, molecular function: GTPase activity; GTP binding; molecular adaptor activity. Bases 1 to 1551 code for a protein of 516 amino acids. NCBI's taxonomy places the organism in Eukaryota, Fungi, Ascomycota, Dothideomycetes, Mycosphaerellales, Mycosphaerellaceae. The transcript is spliced from 3 exons. The record is from RefSeq and is a predicted model, not a curated record. Gene Ontology annotation, cellular component: cell division site; cytosol; septin ring. Gene Ontology annotation, biological process: cytoskeleton-dependent cytokinesis.